Dujonia railenensis is the source of this 4641-nucleotide messenger RNA. The record is from the annotation of a GenBank genome assembly. Lineage: Eukaryota; Fungi; Ascomycota; Pichiomycetes; Serinales; Debaryomycetaceae.
AUGGCAAACAAUGAGCGUUAUACCCUAGAAAAUGAUGAACCAAUAGAUGCCGAAAUGGCUACAAGUGACGUUGAUUUAGAUGUGGAGGAAGAUUCAGGUGAUGAUAGCAUAUAUUUCCAUACGGAAGGCAUAGAGGAAGAAGACGAGGAUGACGAAGAAGACGAUGAGGUUAGAGCAGCAGUCGAAGAAGAAGAGGAGGGGGAUGAAGAAGAUGAUGACGCUGUCUUGAGGAGGUUGUCUCAACAAGCUAUUAGAAGAAGAGAGGCUAGCAUGGUAUAUGAAGGCGAUGACGACGUUAACGACGAGGAUGAUGAUGAGGAAGACGGGGACGAAGACGAAGAUGAAGAAGAUGGCGAGGGCGAGGAUGAAGAUGACGACGGGGACGAUGAUGGUGAUGAUGAUGAUGAUGAUGAUGACGAAGACGGCAACGAAGAAAAUGCCGAUGACGACGCAAACCCUGCGGACUUCUUGAGAAGACUCCUUCGAGCCAGAUCGAGGAAUAAUGGUAGAGAUCCGAACAAUAGCAACGGUGACGAAGGUAGGGGAGAGGAAUUUGUUGAUUUGAUUCAAACACUCAUGGGCGGUGGAGUCAUGUUUAACGGAGGAGGAAGCCUUGGAGGAGGUAACUUCGGCGUUCAUUCUGAGAUCGAUGCACUCAUGAACAACUUAAAUCAACGUGAAGAUCCAUUUCUUGUAUUGGAAUCACUUAAUGAACUUAGUGAAAGGUUGCUCAUGAUGAACGGUAUCACAGCUGAAAGAAUCAUCCCAGCCAACAGACUAGCCAUGACCCUUGUUUCUAUUAUGCAAGAUCCAUUACUUUCAGAAGAAUUAGAACUUCACUUGGUAAGCUGCAGAUGUCUUUACAACUUCUUGGAAGUUAACCAGGAUUUCAUUCACGAGGCAUUAAAUAACGGAGCAGUAGAGGCGUUGUGCCAAAAGCUCUUGGAGAUCAACUAUAUUGAUCUUACAGAACAAGCACUUCAAACUCUUGAAAUGAUUUCCAGAGAUCCAAUUUCCCACGUACAGAUUGUUAAUUGCGAUGGAUUAAAGGCUUGCUUGCAGUAUUUGGACUUCUUUACGGUUCAUGCACAGAGAAAAUCCUUAAUAAUUGUUGCUAACUCAUGCAUAGGUGGAAUUAACUUGCGUAAUUUUGCUAAAAUUCAAGACGGAGACGUCUUCCACUUAUUAUCUAAUGUUGUUAAAAACCACGAAGACAAUAUAGUAGUAGAGAAUGGGUGGUUAGCAAUUUCUCGUAUAAUAAUGAGUGUCAAGUUGGAACGAGAAUUAUUGGAAGAAGGAUUGUUUGGAGGCGAGAACGAAGAAUUUAUUAACGAGAUGGUUAAAGUCAUUUUGAGAAGUAGCAGUAAAGAGGGUGAAGAUAAAUCCAGUAACGAUGGCAGUAAUUGUGUCACAUUUGGUACGUCAUUAAAUUUAAUCAGAUCUCUCAUCGUGUUAGUUAGUGUUGGAAUCAAAAUUUCUACACCAUUGUUGAGAAAUAGGGUUGGUAAGAUCGUUAGUGAAUGCUUAAUCCAAGCGGGCAGAAAACAAAAGGAGAAUAGUAAAGAUGGAGAAGAUGAUGCAUCGAGCCAAAUAUCCUCGCUUAUGAAUACUCCUAAGGAAUUGUUUUCUCAAUUCUUCACUUUGAUAGGAUAUUUAUUACCCAUUCCACCAAAUAGCAAUUAUACAGCAUCACCAGCCAAGAAAGAAGUUGAUGAAUUAAGACUUAAAUAUUACGAAGGGGAAGGUGGAGAAGAUUACCAUCAAUUUGUUGACGAUAUAUGGGGACUAUUAAUCAAUUCUUUUCAAGCUACCAUGGACUUUGAAAUCAGAAGAAAGAUUUUGAUUAAUUUGUUAAGAAUUGUAUCUUUUGAUGUUGAGAAAAUCCAGGACGUAGAAAAAAUUUGCCGCUUACUCUCGUCGGUUGCCAAUCAAUGUAGAGGAGAAAAGCUUGAAUCUGGAAAUGUGCAUUUGUUAACCUGCUUACAAAUCGCAAAAGUGCUUUUGAAAAAGGAUGGAGUUAAAUUGAUGAAUGUUUUUGAAAAAGAAGGAUUGUUGAAUGAUAUUAAAUUCAUUUUGAAAAGAUAUGGAAGCGAAGCUGAAGAUGAAGAAGAUGUUGAAGAUGUUUCCAUGAAUUCCCAAUCGAUGAUUAUAUCCAAUGUGUACACUGAUUUUGAAUUUUCUAACAACUUUGAUGGGAAUGGGGAUUUCAAGUCUAUCUUAUCAAUUUGCAAAGAAAUUACCAAAUACAGUCAAGAGAUCAAUUUCACUAAUGGAAAUACCGGUGGUGAAGGAAUGAAGAUAUUAGAAAAAGUUGUUGAUACAUUAAGAACGCAUAGAUUUGUACAGAACUCUUCAUAUAUGGACUGGUGUAAGCUAUUCCAACAAUUACAAUUUGCAUUGGGAGGUGGCGAAGUAGAAGAAAUCUCAAGUUUUGAACUAAUGAGCAGUGGCGUGAUUACUGAAGUGGUUCAGGUUUUAAGAAGAGAAAACAAUUGUUAUAAUGCCUUCAUAGAUACAUUCUUCAAAAGAGGAGGUAUUGAAUUGUUAAUUAGCAAGCUUCAAGAAUGUUUGACUAGAAGUGAAAAUUUCGAAAUCAUUGGAUCUCAAGGAUCUCAGAGUGCUAUACUGGGGGUUGGAAGUUUAGGGUUUGGAUUAGCCAACUUUAGUAAAACUGCUUCUAUGGCCAGACAACUUAAAAUAAAAUUGGAAGACGACUCUGAAGAUGCGAAACCUUUACCUGGAAUGCAAAAUCUUAUUCUUUCAGUGCACGCAAUUGCCACUUUUAAGUCAGUUGAUGCAUUUUUGGAUCAAAGGUUAAAAUUUUUAGAAGGAAUUCAUGGGAAAUUCAGAGAUAAUGAUGAAGACGAAGAUGUUGAUAAUGAAGACGACGGUGAUAUACAAUUUUCAAUUAAUGGAGAAAUAAUUCCAAAUGAAACUACUGUUUAUGGUGCUAUAUAUAAGUCAGUUGUAGAUCAAGGAGGUGAAAAUGAUAAAAUUUGGUCAACGAUUCAUCCAGUUCAAUUUAAGAGAGUUAAAAAGGUAACUGAGACUGACAAUAAAGUGCUUGGAAUAGUUGGAAUUACCCAUAAUGAAGAAGACGAAAUUGAUCCUUCGACGCUAUCUAUUCUUCAGUUGCUAAAGGUUUUAUUUGAAAUGAAUUCUGAUAAAACUAUUUCGAACAAACUCUUCAAGAAUUGGAAAUUGACGGUAAAGCUCAACAGACAAUUAGAAGAUCCAUUGGUAGUUGCCAGUGGUACAUUACCAGGAUGGAGUGUUACAUUACCAAAGCAAUUUCCAAUGGUGUUCCCAUUAGAUAGUAGAAUAUUCUUCCUUCAGUCCACUUCGUUUGGUUAUUCAAGGUUAAUUCACAAUUGGCAAUUGAGAUUCAAUCAAGAAGAAGAGGAUAGGAACAGUGGAAGUGGGAAUGGCCCCCAUGGCUCUAACGGUUCUAACGGAGGCUCAAAUGGAUCCAAUGGGGGACGCCCACCUUUAGGGCGCCCAGCAAGACAUAAAGUAAGGCUUUCGCGGAAACUGUUAUUACAAAGUGCUGUCAAAGUUCUUGGAAUGUAUGGUUCUACCCCUGGAGUAUUAGAAAUUGAGUAUUUCGACGAGGUUGGAUCCGGAUUGGGCCCUACUUUGGAAUUUUAUUCCACAGUUUCUAAAGAAUUCUGCCAUAAAAAAUUGAUGUUAUGGAGAGAUACAAGCGGUGGAGAAAGCGAGUACGUUGUCAACGAUAAUGGAUUAUUUCCUGCUCCGAUGAGUAAACAACAGCUCAAUACCGAUAAUGGUAAAAAGGUUUUGUUUUUCUUUAACGUUUUGGGAAAAUUUGUCGCUAGAGGAAUGUUGGAUUCUAGAAUUGUUGAUUUUAGUUUCAACCCUAUAUUCUUUAGAGUAUUAUUGAUGUUAUUGCAAUCUGGAAAUGUUGAUAACAAACAAGUGAAGAGGUUCACUAGUAUCGCUACUCUUCGACUUGUAGAUCCUAUUUUGGCGGACUCACUUGAAAAAUUGGUCAAUAUGAGAGACGAUGUACAAGACUUGGAAUUAUCUUUUGAAUUACCUGGAUACCCACAGUAUAAACUUUCAGACAAGCCUGAUGAGCUUAUCACAGCACAGAGCUUGGAUAAAUAUAUCCAGAAAGUAAUCGAUUCGACAAUUUACUCUGGUGUUAUACAUCAGGUCAAGUCUUUCAUGGAUGGAUUUUCUAAAGUAUUCCCAGUUAGCUCACUUGUGAUUUUUUCAGCAGAAGAAUUAGUUUCGAUGUUUGGAAAUGGAGAAGAGGAUUGGACGAGAGCCACUUUAUUAAGUAGCAUUAAUGCAAAUCAUGGUUACAAUAAGGAGUCACCAACAAUUAAAAGCCUCAUAAACAUAUUGGUUUCUUUAGGUGCAGUGGAGAGAAGGUUGUUUUUGCAAUUCUUGACUGGGGCGCCCAAGCUUCCAAUUGGAGGUUUUAAAGCCUUGAGACCAGAACUCACUGUGGUCAGAAGACUGGCAGAAGAUGGUUUAAAGGAUGACGACUACUUGCCUAGUGUUAUGACGUGUGCUAAUUACUUGAAGUUACCAAAUUACUCAAGCGAAGAGGUUAUGCGGACCAAAUUGAUUCAAGCAAUAAAGGAAGGAGCUGGAGCAUUCCUUCUUUCUUAG